Messenger RNA from Pararge aegeria (speckled wood butterfly), 2362 nucleotides. Its product is annotated as zinc finger protein 1 homolog. The record is from RefSeq and is a predicted model, not a curated record. Bases 57 to 1262 code for a protein of 401 amino acids. Gene Ontology annotation, molecular function: DNA-binding transcription factor activity; RNA polymerase II cis-regulatory region sequence-specific DNA binding; zinc ion binding. The transcript has 5 exons. Gene Ontology annotation, cellular component: nucleus. NCBI's taxonomy places the organism in Eukaryota, Metazoa, Arthropoda, Insecta, Lepidoptera, Nymphalidae. Gene Ontology annotation, biological process: regulation of transcription by RNA polymerase II; negative regulation of DNA-templated transcription.
UUUGCAAACAAACCCCAAAAUCAAAUUUAGUUUUAAAACAGUGUUAAAUUAGAGCUAUGUAUCCAUGGAAUUGCUGCAGGACAUGUUUAAGCACUCAAAGUCUACAUCCCAUAUUCAUAAAUACUGGCCAAAGUGAUAAAUAUACUAAAGUUAUCCUUACAACAACCGGUGUGAAGGUGGAAAUCAACGAUACAAUGCCGCAGGAAAUAUGCAUUAGCUGCAUCAGUUUUAUCAAUGAAUCUAUACGAUUCAGACGGAGAUGUGAAGAAGUACAGAACACGUUGCUCGACAAUAAAUGCAAUGGUAUAAAACUAGAAGGCACUCAACUUAAAUUAGAAGAACAGCACCCCUCGAUCGAUAUAACAGAUGAUGAUGAUUUCAAGGACUUUGAUGAUAACAUCACAUUAGAUACAUUGCAGUAUCAUGAAGUACCUGUCGAGAAUCAUAACAAUGCUGAUAGUAAAAUCUUCAUUGACUCCGCUGAGAAUCAUUGUGAUAGUAGCAAUAAAGGCAUCGUUAAUUCUGACGAUGACCAGGUUAACGUUAGUAGCAACAAAAAUAUCCUAAACGUUAUUGAAGAUAAUCUCAACGGUAAAUUUGAGAAUAAAGUAGGCCUAGUGGACAAAUCAAUGUUGUUUAAUAAAAAAAGAAAGACGAGAGUCAAAACUGUGAGAGACAAAGAGAAAAACGAUAAAACAGUUGAUGUUAAAGUGAAAGAGGUAAUAGAGUGUGAAUUCUGCCAUAAGAUUUUGACCUCAAAAUUGUCAUUAAGAAAUCACUAUAAAAUACACACUGGUUUCGAUAUAGUUUGCGAGCAUUGUGGCAAGAAGUUUAUUACCCGUCGACUCCUGCUGAUGCACUGCAGAGCCAAGCAUGGGUACGAAAAGACUGACAAGUGUUCCUUCUGCGACUACCGUGCUUCAAAUGCUGAGCAAGUUAAGAUACACGAACGCCUCCACACGGGUGAAAAGCCGUUUAUAUGCAAGACAUGCAGCGCCGGUUUCCAUCGCAAGAGCAGCUACUUGCAACACGUUGCAAUACACCUCCCCGAGAAAACUGUGCAGUGUGACCAAUGUCCAGCGAGAUUCAAGUCUGUGACUCUGAUGCGAAUACACAAGAAUCGCCAUCGACCAUCGCAAUAUACGUUCAAGUGUGGUGUCUGUAAUAACAGCUUCGCGAGGAGACGCAACGUCGCACGGCACCUGCAGAGGGUGCACGGGUUACCGCCCGACCAUCACAUACACAGGAGCAAAAUACAUUGAAGCAGCAGCAUUGAUCGAUGUGGCUAACGAAUUAAUACAUUAAAGCAUCAGCAUUGAUCGAUGUGGCUAACGAAUUAAUACAUUGAAGCAGCAGCAUUGAUCGAUGUGGCAAACGAAUUAAUACAUUAAAGCAGCCGCAUUGAUCGAUGUGGCUAACGAACUAAUACAUUGAAGCAGCAGCAUUGAUCGAUGUGGCAAACGAAUUAAUACAUUAAAGCAGCCGCAUUGAUCGAUGUGGCUAACGAACUAAUACAUUGAAGCAGCAGCAUUGAUCCAUGUGGCUAGCGAAUUAAUACAACGAAGCAGCAGGAUUAUUCAAUCUGUGUAACAAAUUAAUACAUUGAAGCAAUGACGAUUAUUAAAAUGGCUAACUAAUUAAUACAAUGUAUUGAAUGACAGUUUAUAAUAGCUUAGGUGUUGAUACAUUGCAGCAAUGCCUGUUUAUAAUAGCUAUAGAUUUAACACAUUGAAACAAUGGCUAAAGUAUAUAUACAUCAAACCAAUGAUCCAACAUUAAUUAAUGCAAUGAAGCAACAAACAAACACAACAUCCUGUUUUUAAAAGUAAAUGUGUGUCUGUAACGUCAGCUUCGCGAGAUGCCACAACGUCGCACGGCACCUGCAGAGGGUGCACAGGUUAUUGCCCGACCGCCCCAUACGCAGGAGCAAAAUAUAUUGACAUAGAUACACCGAUCAAUAUGACUAACGAAUUAAUAUAUUGAAACAAAGACAAUUAUUAAAAUGUCUAAUGAAUUAAUACAUUGAAGCAAUGGCAGAUUAUAAUAGCUUAAGUGUUGAUACAUUGCAGCAAUUACAGUUGUUACAAUGGUUAAAGGUUUAUAUACAUCAAACCAAUGAUCCAACACUAAUUAAUGCAAUGCUGCAAACAAUCACAACAUCCUGUUUAUAAAAGUAAAAGUGUGUGUCUGUGACAUCAGCUUCCCUAGACGCAAUUUUCGCAAGACAUCUGCAGAAGUCGCCUUAUCAGUGAUAAAUAUGACAAGGCAGUACCCAAAAUGCCUACAGAAUUAAUUUAUUUAAGCUAUGAUACUGUUGAAAAUACUUGUAAACUAAUACAUUGAAGCAAAUUCUAUGGAUACA